AGAAGCCCCGGAAAGCACCUGGAAGCCUCUUUUUCCCUGACUCACUGGUGCCCCCUCUGCCUGCAGCCCCCGGCUGGCCGGCUGGUGAUGGGGGCCGGUGGUCCCUCUGGGCGAUCUGGGCCAGCCCCCGAUGGCGGCUGGGGCUGGGCGGUGCUGCUUGGCUGCUUCGUGGUGACCGGCUUCUCCUACGCCUUCCCUAAAGCAGUCAGCGUGUACUUCAAGGCGCUCAUGCGGGACUUCGGUGUGGGCUACAGCGACACAGCCUGGAUCUCCUCCAUCAUGCUGGCUAUGCUCUAUGGCACAGGGCCUGUGUCUAGUAUCCUGGUCAACCAGUUUGGCUGCCGCCCUGUGAUGCUGGCAGGGGGCCUGUUGGCCUCUGCUGGGAUGAUCCUGGCCUCCUUCACCACCAGCCUGGUGGAGCUGUAUCUCACGGCGGGUGUGCUCACAGGCCUGGGCAUGGCCCUCAACUUCCAACCCUCGCUCAUCAUGCUGGGCCUGUACUUUGACCGCCGGCGGCCCCUGGCCAAUGGACUGGCAGCAGCUGGCAGCCCCGUCUUCCUGUCUGCCCUGUCUCCUCUGGGCCAGGUCCUGCUGGAGCACUUUGGCUGGCGGGGUGGCUUCCUCCUCAUGGGGGGGCUACUUCUUAACUGCUGCACCUGUGGAGCAGUCAUGAGGCCCCUGGCUGGGGGCCCGGGGGCCCGGGGAGGUGCUGGGCCUGAGGAGGAAGCCAGGGAGAUGCUGCCUCUGGAGCAGGGAAAGAAACCAGCGGGAAGCCCUGGGGGGAAGCAACGGAGACGGAAGCGGAAAAAGCGGCUGCUGGACUUCUCUGUUUUCACUGACCGAGGCUUCGUGGUGUACACCAUUGCCAAGUUCAUCCUGGUGCUGGGCCUGUUUGUGCCCACCAUCAUGCUGGUCAAUUAUGCCAAAGACGCUGGUGUGCCCGACGCCGACGCCGCCUUCCUCCUGUCGGUGAUCGGCUUCGUGGACAUCGUGGCCCGGCCGGCCUGCGGGGCACUGGCUGGGCUGGGCAAGGUCCGGCCCCAUGUGACCUAUCUCUUCAGUCUGGCCAUGCUGGCCAACGGGCUCACUGACCUGUGCAGUGCCCGGGCCCGCUCCUACGGUGCCCUGGUGGGCUUCUGUGUAGCCUUUGGCCUUUCUUAUGGCAUGGUGGGUGCCUUGCAGUUCGAGGUGCUCAUGGCCACCGUGGGAGCCCAGCGAUUCCCCAGCGCCAUCGGCCUUGUUCUACUGGUGGAGGCUGUGGCAGUGCUCAUAGGACCGCCCUCAGCUGGUCGCCUGGUGGAUGCCCUCAAGAACUAUGAAAUCAUCUUUUAUCUGGCCGGUUCUGAGGUUCUACUGUCUGCUCUCUUCCUCUCAAUGGCCACCUACUGCUGUCUGAGGAAGCCUCGAAGCCCAGAACUAGCCCCAGACCCUCCCACUGGAGCCAGGGACACAGAAGAGGCUGAGUAUGAUGGUGACCCCGGCCCCCCCCACUGCUGCUACCACUGCCACCCAGCACUCUGA
This is a messenger RNA of Trichosurus vulpecula (common brushtail), 1521 nucleotides long. It is a transcript of the gene SLC16A8, whose product is annotated as solute carrier family 16 member 8. NCBI's taxonomy places the organism in Eukaryota, Metazoa, Chordata, Mammalia, Diprotodontia, Phalangeridae. The coding region runs from base 88 to 1521 and encodes 477 amino acids. Gene Ontology annotation, molecular function: monocarboxylic acid transmembrane transporter activity. Gene Ontology annotation, cellular component: membrane. The transcript has 5 exons. Gene Ontology annotation, biological process: monocarboxylic acid transport; transmembrane transport. The record is from RefSeq and is a predicted model, not a curated record.